Archocentrus centrarchus (flier cichlid) is the source of this 1273-nucleotide messenger RNA. It is a transcript of the gene lamtor1, whose product is annotated as late endosomal/lysosomal adaptor, MAPK and MTOR activator 1. The coding region runs from base 203 to 679 and encodes 158 amino acids. Gene Ontology annotation, molecular function: guanyl-nucleotide exchange factor activity; molecular adaptor activity. Gene Ontology annotation, biological process: regulation of receptor recycling; positive regulation of MAPK cascade; cellular response to amino acid stimulus. Gene Ontology annotation, cellular component: membrane raft; Ragulator complex; late endosome membrane. The record is from RefSeq and is a predicted model, not a curated record. NCBI's taxonomy places the organism in Eukaryota, Metazoa, Chordata, Actinopteri, Cichliformes, Cichlidae. The transcript has 5 exons.
UUGUUGCGCUAGAGCUGCUGUCAUGUGAUAGCUGGCCUGAGAAACUGCUGCUGCUGUUGCUGACAGUGGCUCCCUACCUUUAGAUGAGGUUAUAAUAAAAUCACGCUGGAAGUUUUAUGUUUCUUGGAGAAGAAGAGCACGGCUGGUUUCUGACGGAGAGAAGGGACGCAGGGGUUGUGUAGCUGGCCCGUCGGACGCUGCCAUGGGUUGCUGUUACAGCAGUGAGAACGAGAGCCCAUCUGAGGACCCCGAGAGAAAGCCGUUGAUCCCCCCAAACCCUGUCAGCAAGCCCCCAAAUGGGACAGACUGGAUCACUACCAAUGCCCCGUCUGCACGGACAGAUGAACAGGCCCUCCUCACGUCUAUAUUGACAAAGACGGCACAGAACAUCAUCGAUGUCUCAGCAGCUGACUCUGUCAUGGUGGAGCCGCACGAGUACAUGGACAGAGCCCGACAAUACAGUACAAAGCUGGCUGUGUUGAGCACCAGUCUGCCUCAAAAGAAAGUCCUUGCUCUCCCCUCCCUCACCAGCCAGCCCCACCAAGUGCUUGCAAGUGACCUGGUGCCAUACUCAGAUGUUCAGCAGGUGUCUAAGAUAGCAGCCUAUGCUUACAGUGCAAUCUCUCAAAUCAAAGUGGAUGCUAAAGAAGAAUUGGUGGUCCAGUUCGCCAUUCCCUGAUUCUGCAACUCUGGCCUGCAUAUUGUUCCUCCAGUCCUGCUUUCUGUGUCACGCCUGCAUCCUCAACCUCCAGCCCCACCCGUCAUUAAAGCAUUUUGGUCCUUUUGCUUCUUAGCUAUGCCUUUUAAACAGUUAUAAAGGCAGAGACAAUGUAGGGUUUUAUCCUAUGGCUGUCCUUGAGUGUAAUUAAUUCAGUGACAUAUGGAAGAUGGGCCUGAUCAAGACCUCCAGCUGUGGAAUUCAACCUUCUUGAUAUGAGCGCUUUAAUUUAAAGGGGGGGGAAAAAGGGGGGUUAUUUUAAUUUUAUCUUCUGAAAAUUGGAGCCAGCUUCUCACCUUGUUGAUUUUGCAGAAGUGUAAAAAAAAAAAAAAAAAAAAAAAAAAAAAUCUACAUUGGACUCACCUGGGAUAGAGCUGUUGGAUUUUUGGCACAAAGACGUUGGCUAUUGGUUAAUACAAUAUAUUUGAGAAAUAAGGAAUCACUGUGGCUUGGAAUAAUGAAAAUAAUCACUGCAUCACAUGUUGGAUAAUUUAUUUUAUUUACCAGAAUUAAAAAAAAACAAAAAACUUAAACAAUGGCUUACCAUUAACUCUU